AUGGUCUUCAAACCGUUCACCACGCUAGCUCGUCAGAGCAUCUCAAAGCACCUCGUCAACGGAUACGCCCAAUCCGUUGUUGCCGCCACCCAAUCCUCAUAUGCCUCGUCGACCGUCCAGCUUUCGCGACUCAGUGGGAGUAGCGGCCAGUCGAAUGCGCCGACACGCCUCAACACCGCCUUCCGUACCAGCGAUGUCUUGAAUACCUACCAUGAGGACAAGGACAAGGACAGUAAAAAGUACUUGUUCUCGAAAAAGAUCCUGUGGUCAAAGGCACAGCACCAGCAGAAGCAGUUACUAGAGAUCGAGGCGGACCCCGUUAAGUCGCGGUCUGGAUCAUUGGUAACGGCAGAUGCGGUGCCACCGCUAUUGGAGGUACCUGAGGAGGGCGCAUUCGUAGAGGAGGUCUUUGAGGAGGAGGUCGCAAUUGCGGCCGCGGAGGCUCAGGAGGUCCCGCAGCCGGAGAAGGCGGCGGAACUGGCGGCGCCAGUGGUGGAGGAGGAGGCCUUUGUGCCACCUGCUUCCCCGGUGGUAUCCCCGGAGACUACGCUGUAUAACCAACAACUGCAGGGCCUGCUAUCCCAGGGAAAGCACCAUGAACUCACUGCGCUUUUCCAGCUCAUGAUCAAGGAGGGUGUUCAGCCCAGCGCAGCAACCUACAAUCUUCUCCUUGCCGCCGUCGUAGAGACAAACACCGUCGGCGUCACACAGGUCAUCAAUGUGUACAAGGACAUGCUUGCGCGGGGUAUUCUACCGAGUACUGUCACAUACUCAAUCCUCAUCGACUUCCUCGCCACAAAUGCCAAGACCUCACUUCACUUCGCCAAGGGCAUCAUGGCCGACCAAGCCAGGUUUGGCUUCGUCGUUCCCUCCCGCAUGGCAGAGCUAAAGGAGAUACAGAGUCAGGCUCCGAUGGAACUGGCGCUGGAUAUCUUCUAUGCAAGCACCGAGGUCCGCAAGGAGCGGGUGUUUCCAGAAUCCACCUAUGCUGUGCUUGCAGAUGCGUGCGCAGAACACGUUCGGGAGGAGGACAUGCUCAAGGUCUACACGCACAUGGAGCAGCGCAAUGUUCUCCCCAGCGUCGAUAUCAUGCUCUCGCUCAUCAAGGGCUUUGGAAAGACAGGAAACAUGAGCGCCGCGAUCGAGACUUACAACCAAUACCGGACAUCUGAGCUCGCGCAGCGACCUGGUGCAGUUGAUGAGCGGUUCCGUGUUUACAAGACCCUAAUUGUAGCCUACAUGGACGCCGACGACGCCGCCGGCGCGCUUUCGUUCCUCGAGAAGAUCAUGGAUGCCAGCACAGAUCAGGUACGUUCCGAGAAACUGGCCGAUGCGGUCGUUCAGGGUUUCUUGGAGCGGGAAAACAUUGAAGCAGCUCGAGAAUGGAUUCUCUCGCGUAACAUGAGGGCAUCUGACUUCAUGAGCCUCUCCAGAACUCUCAUUGCUGUUUCUGACUUGGGCGACAUUGAUCUUGCUAGUAAGUUAUACGUAGAAUUCAAUGCCCAUGUCCGAAGUCUUGGCAUCAGCCACCCCGCCACAGCAAUUGCUCAGAUGGCGUUCCUUGCGCUAUGUGUGAAGACGGGUAGGGUUGAGAGCGCACGGGGCGUCUGGGGCGACCUAGCCGACCGUGCUCUUUCUAGCGGGCCUGACGUAGAGGCCGCUACACUCUACACUGUCAUGCUGUUUGAGAACGGACUUACGAACGAAGCAUUAGUUGUGCUCAAGCAAUUUAUCGACCUCUAUCUGGAACGCCCCUUCGGUGCGCCACUAAUGCUUAGAAGGAACUAUUUACAGCAGACUUGCGAGCAUCUGGUUUUGUCCAUCUCUCGGACGGGAUUCUUGACACCAAGCAUCGCAUUGGAUCUGUGUGGGUUCAACAUGGUUCAUUGUGGGCAGUUGGGACUGGAGGCAUCCAGAACUGUCAUGAAACUGUUUGGUGCUGAGAGGAUAUUGGGACUGACAAUGCCACAAUUGGAUCUAUUGUUGCGGGUUCAGUCAGGUGUUCUGGUAGAGGUGAAAACAAAAGGAUUUGAGCAACUGCCUGAGGAUGUCAAGAGGUUUGAGCAGAUGCUUUCUGUUGCGAUGAAGGCCAAUAUUCCGCUAAAUCCUACCUUGAAGGGCUCCAUUGACCAGGCAGUGAUGGCACUUGGUGAUCCUACCGAGAAGUGGAAUGCAUUUGUUCAGGCUCAAACUGUUUGGGAAUCUCUGCCACAUUCACCCGUUCAUUCUACAGAGAUGAGUGGCUCCCCUACACUGGUUGCCAGCGAGGGCGAGACCAUUCCGGAGGACAACUUUGAUCCGUACUGGGUCAAGACCGAUGUCAAGGUGUCGCAGGCUAUCGACAAUGCUCUUGAGGGAGCAAGGACUACCAGACCAAGGCUAUCAGACGCAAAGCGCAUGUACCAGCAGACCCGCCGAGCAGGAAGACUUGUCCGCAUGACAACCCUCGCAAGAAUGGUUGCCGCUGCUGCCAGCUCAAAUCAACCAGACUUCAUGUACGAGAUCUACCGAAAUGCGAAGAACGACACCCCAUUGCUCAUGGAAUACCGCUCCGUCCGAUAUGUCUGGUGUGUUCUACUCGAUGCCAUGGUCGCCGGCCACCUCACCCUUGGAAACCGCCAACAGGCAUCCGUAUAUCACGAGGAGAUGUUGAAGAUGGGCGCAUCGCCUUCCGCAAACACUUACGGGCUGUACAUAGUAUCUCUCAAGGGCUCCGACCAGACUUACGACGAGGCCUCUGAGGCACUUAAGAUCUUUGAGCGCGCCAAGUCCGAAAAUGUAGUCCCUAGCUCUUUCCUUUACAACGUUCUCAUCGGAAAACUUGCAAAGGCCCGCCGCGUCGACGACUGUCUCUUUUACUUUGCUGAGAUGCGCGCUCUUGGAAUCAAGCCCACUAGUGUCACCUACGGAACCAUGAUCAAUGCCUUGACCCGUGUCGGUGACGAACACUUCGCCGAGGAACUCUUCCAGGAGAUGGAGGCAAUGCCGAACUACAAGCCCCGCCCCGCUCCGUACAACUCCCUCAUCCAGUUCUUCGUCAACACCAAGCGCGACCGCACUAAGGCGAUGGCCUAUUUCAACCGUAUGAUGUCGCUCGGCAUUGAACCCACCGGUCACACCUACAAGCUCCUCAUCGAAGCCUACGCUACACUUGACCCGCCAGACAUGCUUGCCGCCGAGGGUAUCCUCGAGAUGAUCCGUGCCAAUGGGCAGACUGUUGAGACCUCCCACCACGCUGCACUCAUCCACGCCAAGGGUUGCAUCCUACACGACCUCGAUUCCGCCAUCGCUCACUUUACCGCCAUCACUGAGAGCGGUAGUGUAGCACCCGAUAACACGAUCUACCAGGCGCUCCUCGAGUCGCUGGUCGCUAAUCACCGUGUUAAGGACACUCCUGCCUGGAUUGCGGACAUGAAACGUAGGGGAAUCAGGAUGACACCUUAUAUCGCCAACACUUUAAUCCACGGAUGGGCAACGGAGAAGGACAUCGUAAGAGCGAAGGCGGUGUAUGACUCGCUGAGCAACAACGAGAACGACAGACUAAAGAGGGAGCCGAGUACGUACGAGGCAAUGACAAGAGCGUACUUGGCGGUUGAAGAUAGAGAAGGUGCGAUGAGGGUUGUGGAAGAGAUGGGCAGCAGGGGAUAUCCCCAUGCGGUUACUGUGAAGGUUGCUGAGUUGGUUAGAGGGAGGGAGGUUUCUGCCAUCGCUACGGUUUAG
This is a messenger RNA of Morchella sextelata, 3720 nucleotides long. RefSeq lists its product as uncharacterized. Gene Ontology annotation, molecular function: protein binding. The record is from RefSeq and is a predicted model, not a curated record. The transcript has a single exon. Bases 1 to 3720 code for a protein of 1239 amino acids. NCBI's taxonomy places the organism in Eukaryota, Fungi, Ascomycota, Pezizomycetes, Pezizales, Morchellaceae.